ACACGUGGAACUGUAUUUUUAGUUAUAUGUACUGUAUCAUUAUCGUCUCCUAGACGGUACUACACGUACUGUGACUACAUACACCUACAUUUUCAUUUAUAGCAUUUUGAUUCUAGUUGAAGCUACAAAUGGGAAGUUGUUACCAGUUUUCUAAUUUCUUUGUUAAAAUCUUACCUUAAAUAAAAUCAGAAAUAUACAAACCAUUACAUUUCAAAGGAUGUUUUUAAACGUCACCCUACAUAUAUCAAUUCAAAGACCAAUUUCAACGUAAAUCGUCUUUACGAGCAGACUGGGGUCAUAUCAUUGGAUAAUUAUCGCGUGGGAUGCGACCCAAUCAUCAUUCUAUACGACAAUCUCGUACUGAGCACUUGUUUUUUAUAGUAACAACAAUGCUAUUAUUACUGUUUUGUCUGUAUUUGAUAAGUUCAGUGUUGACCGCUGAAUUUACUUUACCAGGAGAAUGUCCAAAUGUCAAGUUACAGGAGAAUUUAGAUUACACUAAAUUUUCAGGUCUUUGGUACAACGUGGCGAGUUAUGCAAGCGAUGGUCGACCAAUUUACGACUGCGCCACUUUAGAUUUCCAAGAGGACAAUCUCGGGUAUACUCUUAGGGAGAAAUAUGUUGAUCUGGACCAAGGCAACCGCACUCAGAAGUCAUAUUUCGCUCGGGUUGAUCCAACAUUUGACGCUGGUAAUAAAGCGCAAUUCAUCGUUAGCCAUGAAGAUGGAGAUAAAGUUCUACAGUUUCCAUUCUUCAUUCUAUCGACGGAUUACGAUGGAUACGCUAUUGCUUACACUUGCAAGACAUUGAAAAAGAAGCAACGUACACAUUACGUAUUCACUUGGGUUUUGGCCCGAAGCAAGGACAAACUUCAAGGAGACGUUCUGAAGAAAGUAGAGGAUUCCCUUUCAAAAUACUCGGAGCUCGCUGAACACAGACAGUCCUUCGUGCUCAAAGAAUUCUCAGAACAAAAUUGCGCCUAUACUAGCAAAUUCGAAACAGAUUUCUUUACAAGCAAUUUUUGGUAGAUUACGUGAAUAUUGUUUCUUGUUCGUAUAUUUCAUCAAACAAAUGUUUAUUUGUAUGUACAUUUUAAUAAGA
Papilio polytes (common Mormon) is the source of this 1101-nucleotide messenger RNA. Its product is annotated as insecticyanin-A-like. The transcript has 4 exons. The record is from RefSeq and is a predicted model, not a curated record. Bases 324 to 1028 code for a protein of 234 amino acids. Gene Ontology annotation, molecular function: pigment binding. NCBI's taxonomy places the organism in Eukaryota, Metazoa, Arthropoda, Insecta, Lepidoptera, Papilionidae.